GACAGUAAUUUUUUUAAAGGUAUUGAAUAUAACCAAGAUGUCUCUGAAAUGGCUCUCACUUCUGCUGCUACAGCUGAUCUGCUACUUUAGCUCUGGGAGGUGUGGAAAGGUGCUGGUGUGGCCACUGGAAUAUAGUCACUGGAUGAAUAUGAAGACAAUUCUGGAUGAACUUGUCACCAGGGGUCAUGAGGUGACUGUUCUCAUAUCUCCAGCUGCCGUUCUUGUUGAUCCCAACAAAUCACCUACUAUUAAAUUUGAGAUUUUCCCUGCAUCUAUAACUAAAGAUGAUUUUGAGAAUGUAAAGCGUUUGCUUGAUCUAUGGACAAACAUGGCAAAAGAUUCAUUUUGGACAUAUUUUUCAACAGUGGAAAGUCUCUUUUGGGAAUUUUCUGAUAUUAUUAUGCAGAUCUGUAAAGAAAUGGUUUCGAACAACAAACUUAUGACAAAACUACAGAAAUCAAAGUUUGAUGUGGUUCUUGCAGAUGCCAUCGGACCUUGUGGUGAGCUAGUGGCUGAGAUACUGAACAUACCUCUGGUGUACAGCCUCCGCUUCUCUCCUGGCUAUUUUUUUGAGAAAUACAGUGGAAAACUUCCAGUUCCACCAUCCUAUGUACCAGUUAUUAUGUCAGAACUAAGUGAUCACAUGACAUUCAUGGAGAGGGUAAAAAAUAUGAUAUAUGUACUUUAUUUUGACUUUUGGUUCCGGAUACUUAAUGAGAAGAAGUGGAAUCAAUUUUACAGUGAAACACUAGGAAGACCCACUACAUUAGUAGAGACAGUAGGGAAAGCUGAAAUGUGGCUCAUUAGAACCUACUGGGAUUUUGAAUUUUCUCGUCCACUGCUACCAAAUUUUGAGUUUGUUGGAGGCCUCCACUGCAAACCUGCCAAACCUCUGCCUAAGGAAAUUGAAGAGUUUGUUCAGAGCUCUGGAGAACAUGGUAUUGUGGUGUUUACUUUGGGGUCAAUGAUCAGUAACCUGACAGAAGAAAGAGCCAAUACGAUUGCAUCAGCCCUUGCCCAGAUUCCACAAAAGGUUCUGUGGAGGUACGAUGGCAAGAAACCAGAUACCUUAGGAUCUAAUACUCGGUUGUAUAAGUGGAUGCCCCAGAAUGACCUUCUUGGUCAUCCCAAAACCAAGGCUUUUAUAACUCAUGGUGGCACCAAUGGCAUUUAUGAGGCCAUCUACCAUGGGGUCCCUAUGGUGGGCAUUCCUCUGUUUGCUGAUCAGCCUGAUAACAUCGCUCACAUGACAGCCAAGGGAGCGGCUGUCAGAUUGGACUUGGAAAAAAUGUCAAGAACGGAUUUGGUCAAUGCCUUGAAGCAAGUCAUUAAUAAUCCUUCCUACAAAGAGAAUGCAAUGUGGUUAUCAACCAUUCAACAUGAUCAACCUGUAAAGCCCCUGGACCGGGCGGUCUUCUGGAUUGAGUUUGUCAUGCGCCACAAAGGAGCCAAGCACCUGCGGCCAGCAGCCCACAACCUCACCUGGUACCAGUACCACUCUCUGGAUGUCAUUGGGUUUCUACUGGCCUGUGUGGCAACUACUAUAAUUAUCAUCACAAAGUGUUGUAUGUUUUGUUGUCGGAAGUUUGUUAAAAUAGGAAAGAAAGAAAAAAGGGAGUAGCUGUAUCUGAAGCCUAACACAGGCAUGCCCAGUAGAUGGAACUCUUCCGUUUAUUCCAGCAGGAAGGAGGUAUGAUAAAGCUCCUGUUCUCCUGGAACAAAAUGACUUUUCACAAUUUAGCAUCUCAGAUCAAAUCUUGUUUUCAAGAGAUUUUCUACUGAUUUAAGAGUUAGUCAUCCCAAGAGAAAAAUUGAUGAAAAAUUAAAAAGAAAUAAAAAUAUAGGUAUAUAUUAGAUGCCAAGACCAGCUCAGCAGGAUGAGGCUGAAGAAUGGGUGCUGUGAAACUUAAGGAAAAAAGUUAACAUAAAACAAGACACAGAGACACUUAAGUAAAGAUGGGAACCGAGGAACUCAAGGUCUCAGGGACCAAGAGCACCACCUCAAGAAACCACACUGCUUUUAUUGUGCUCUUGAGGAUUAUGCCAAGUGAGAAGGGGAUUGUAAAUGCAGGAUAUAGGGUUUUUUUUAAGUUAUUUUAAAAGUCACAAAGCCAGUUGCUGAUUAAGCUUUUAUUCUGACCUUUAGGCAUUUAACAAUCAUUAGCAUUUGAGGAAGCUUGGCGUCAGCUCUCUAUGCAUAGCAUCUAGAAAAUAACCAUUGUGCUUCUUGCCUAUCUGCAGCAACCCUGCGGGCCUAGGUUUGCACCUGGUUCUCCUUGCUAAUGCAUAUCCUGCUAAUGACCCCUCAUAACCUCUUGGGGCCAUGAGGCUCCUCUGUCUUUUCUUUUUAAGAGGACGUAUUUUGCUGUGCAAACCGCAUGCCAAUCUGCACAGGUCCAGCGUGCCUAGACCGACACAUUAAAUCCUCAUUCAGCUGACCCUAUGAAUAAUUUAUGCCUUUAGGUCUUUGUUCUUAAGCUUAAGUCAUUUACCAGCACUGCAGCACUGCGACUGUUUUCCAAGCAGGAAGAUGGGGUAAAGUAAAACAGGACAAGAUGUAGUUUUCAGCAAAGAAGCUAAGAAAAUAUUGUAGAAACGUGUCUCGUGACAAUUAGAGAUUAUUGUUUUAAUUCAAAAGUUAUACUAAAAAUUACUGAAUGUAAGAGUGUUUCACAUGUUGUGCAUAGAUACAAGAACCAUAACAAAUCUACUUGGAUAUUCAUAUAAUUUUGCAGAUAUUCAGAAUAUUUUAACUUCAUUUUGGUCUACAAUUUUAUAUGUUAUCUUGCUACAGAAACUGUUCAAAAUUGGAAUUAUUUAAAAAGACUCACUCUUUCCAUUUUAUUUGUGAGACCACUAACAUUUCUUGGUUUUCACCCUGCAUCCAGUCUCAGCAUCACUUCUUAUCUAAAACCAAGGCAAGUCAUUUGCCCUCACCCAGUUUAACUCUUUUCCCUUUGGAAUGUUUGCAGAAUUAGAAAUAAAGCAACUGCUACCUGCUUCUUAUUACAGAAUUGAGCUAUUUGUGAAAAUCAUUGAUUUCAUUGCCUAAUUCUCUUUUUCACAUCAGCUUUCAAAAUAUUCACCUGAUUAUUUACACUGCCAUAUUCAGCCUUUGAUAAUGAAUGUAAGUUCUCAAUUAAAAAUUAAGAAAAUAUAUAUAAUAUGUAUUCUAAAGGGACUUAAUGAAUUUUUAUUCUCUCUAGUUGUAUCUGAAUAUAUCUAUUUAUCUUAUCUAUACUAUACUAAUAUUUAUAUCUAUAUAUGUAUACAUAGAUACAUUCUUUCAAAACAAGACAUGGCAUCACAUAGCCACUUGCAGAUGCAGUUACGAAAUUCGAUGUGUUUGCUGAACACAGACUGUAUUAAUGACCAUUAUAUUAUAAUCGACUAUCACCAUACUUUAGAUCAGCAUGUCCCCAUCUUUUGUUUUUUUACUCAGAGCUUAUUGCUUCGUCCUCCUGUGAUAUUUAUAUGUAAAAUUCCAUCCUUUGGUGUUCCCGUUAUGGCGCAGUGGUUAACGAAUCCGACUAGGUACUAUGAGGUUGUGGGUUUGAUCCCUGGCCUUGCUCAGUGGGUUAAGGAUCCGGUGUUGCCAUGAGCUGUGGUGCAGGUCACAGACUUGGAUCUCACAUUGCUGUGGCUGUGGCUGUGGCGUAGGCCGGCAGCUGUAGCUCUGAUUAGAUCCCUAGCCUGGGAACCUCCAUAUGCUGUGGUCGCAGCCCUAGAAAAGGCAAAAAGACAAAAAAAAAAAAAAUUCCAUCCUUUGUUGUGACAAAAAAAUAGUAUAGACAUCAUUUUACUUAAACCUAGGCUCACUAUAACUGUCACAAUCAAUAAGCAAAAUUAAAAAUUAUAUAAACUUUAGGGAAAAUUGGUAAAUCAAGUGAAAGCAAUCUGAAGGCACUCCUGAAAACUGAACGUCGGGAAAGCAUUUUAUGAUCAAAAUGGUCCAGGUGAGGAAAAAUGUACUUCUCUUAUUGAUCAAGAGGAACAUCAUCUAAGUCAUAUGACAAAUAUUCUUUAGCCUAAGGCAUAAAUGAUUUUAAAUUUAAAUUAAAACAUUGAUGCUUGGGAAAGUAUUGGGAAAAUUUACCACAGAAUUUUCCAUUCAAACCCUCUAGAUAAUGGAUAUAUUUGUAAAGAAAAAUAGAACUUAUAUGGUCCCAUCUUAGAUAAUAUUGUUAAAUAAUGCAUUUAGGUUAAUCACUUUUCCUCAAAUCUAUCAUGCAACACUAGAAACAGAAAAAGGAUUGGUAGUCAUUGUACAGUGAAAAUUACUGCAAAUCUCACACAAAAAAUCAAAUAGUCCAAUAUGACAAUAAAUAAAAGAUAUCAACAGGAAAUUCACAGAAAAGUGAAAUGGCUAAUGAGAUAUAAAAGAUGACAAAGUUCACUGAUGCUUUGGGAAAUGGAAAUCAAAUUAUAAAUUAUUUCCUACAAAUUAUUUGUGGAGCGGAUAAUCUGAUAGGACCGUUUUUCUGAAAGUAUAUGUGGAAAUAUCCUUUUAAAUAAAAUUUAAACAUACUCUU
Sus scrofa (pig) is the source of this 4532-nucleotide messenger RNA. RefSeq names its product UDP-glucuronosyltransferase 2B31-like. The record is from RefSeq and is a predicted model, not a curated record. Gene Ontology annotation, molecular function: glucuronosyltransferase activity. NCBI's taxonomy places the organism in Eukaryota, Metazoa, Chordata, Mammalia, Artiodactyla, Suidae.